AUGGACAUGAAGCCUGCUCAAUCUAACCCUCGUUCUUUUUGCAUUUAUGCUGUGACAGAGUUGAUUAGGCCUGAUUCAUCAUCGUUAAAUGAAAAGACGGAACCGGCUUCCAUGUGCCAUCAGGCACUGUUACUGAACCUUUGCUCAGAAGCUGAGCAUAUAAUUUUGUUGAAUUCAAUUCAGUUUGUCCAAAGGCUGAUGCAUGAUGCAGUUCAUCUGUGCCCAGGAACUAGUCUAAGUGGGGCCGUCUACCCGGUAGGCCCCGUCCUGGCUCUCAAGCCGCCCGCGUCCGGCGACGGCGGCGAGCAGGAGCAGCAGGUACACGAGUGCGUGAGGUGGCUCGACGCACAGCCGCCGGCGUCCGUCGUGCUGCUCUGCUUUGGGAGCAUAGGCGGUAGCUUCGCCUCGCCGCAGGUCCGAGAGAUCGCCGCCGACGCCCUCGAGCAAAGCGGUCACCGCUUCCUGUGGGUACUCCGUGGUCCGCCGCCGGCCGGUUCGAAGACGGCGUACCCGACGGAUGCCAACCUCGACGAGCUGCUCCCGGAAGGGUUCUUGGAGAGGACCAAGGACAGGGGUCUGGUGUGGCCCAAGUGGGCGCCGCAGAAGGACAUCUCCUCGAUAGCCAACCCUGCCGUCGGCGGCUUCGUGACCCACUCCGACCCAAAACCGGCUCCGCUUGCUUAUACGGAAACCGAACGACUUUGA
Sorghum bicolor (sorghum) is the source of this 705-nucleotide messenger RNA. RefSeq names its product baicalein 7-O-glucuronosyltransferase. Gene Ontology annotation, molecular function: UDP-glycosyltransferase activity. Lineage: Eukaryota; Viridiplantae; Streptophyta; Magnoliopsida; Poales; Poaceae. The record is from RefSeq and is a predicted model, not a curated record. The transcript has 3 exons. Bases 1 to 705 code for a protein of 234 amino acids.